AUGCAUCUGUUCGCGCAGGCUGGUCUAUUCUCAGCUGUGCUCACUGCAUUUAAUGUGCAGUCAUAUCAAACUCUUCAGCCGGCGUCCGCGGAUACGUCUACUGCUGUACUUCAGCAAAUAUCCGCCCAGCUUUCUAGCUUCUCUGUGAAUCUCCCAUCCAUCAACUCGACACAUAUUCCUCGUCCUCUCAACGAAAUCAAGCCCUCUUUCAAUGCACCCCUAUCGGCUAUCUGGAUCAACGCGCUUUGGUUCUCGAGCCUGAUCUGUAGCCUUGCCUCUGCCUCUAUAGCGCUCAUCGUGAAGCAAUGGCUGCAUGAGUUGACUCUAGGGCUCUCUGGUACGACGCGUGAAAGCGCAAGGCGUCGACAGUACCGUCAUAACACCCUCGUGAAGUGGCGUGUCGAGGCUAUCGUUCGCACACCAUCCAUACUACUCCAAAUCGCCCUCGUGCUUUUCCUUUCUGGACUUAUCAUCUUGCUAUGGACCCUCGAUACCACUGUGGCCGUGGUGGGCACGAUUCUCGUCUCGGCCCUGUUCCUGUUCAUGGUGAUCAUCACGGUCCUACCUGCAUUCCAGUGGGAUUGCUGCUAUCGCUCCCCACAGGCCCUUCUGGUUUAUGUCGUGGUCCGAUUCACGCGCAAUGUGCUUCGUAAUCUGACCCUCAAGAUGUACAUACUCUCGCGAUCCUGGAUAGCGCGUCACCCCAACUGA
This is a messenger RNA of Dichomitus squalens LYAD-421 SS1, 711 nucleotides long. RefSeq lists its product as uncharacterized. Bases 1 to 711 code for a protein of 236 amino acids. The record is from RefSeq and is a predicted model, not a curated record. The transcript has a single exon. NCBI's taxonomy places the organism in Eukaryota, Fungi, Basidiomycota, Agaricomycetes, Polyporales, Polyporaceae.